Pectinophora gossypiella (pink bollworm) is the source of this 1680-nucleotide messenger RNA. RefSeq names its product threonine aspartase 1 (gene Tasp1). The coding region runs from base 409 to 1518 and encodes 369 amino acids. Gene Ontology annotation, biological process: protein maturation. The transcript has 5 exons. Lineage: Eukaryota; Metazoa; Arthropoda; Insecta; Lepidoptera; Gelechiidae. The record is from RefSeq and is a predicted model, not a curated record. Gene Ontology annotation, molecular function: threonine-type endopeptidase activity.
AUAUGUUUAUUCCAGUAGUAGAAAAAAAACUUGCUUAUAGUAAUCUCAUUGUGAUCACAUGAUACAUUAGAAAAAAGUGCCUGCCUUUUUAUAUUACUCUCUGCAACCUAUAAUGGAUAGUAUAAAAUUACUUAGAGGUAUCGGAUGUAUAGUACGCAUCCUACCAUAUAAAUAGUUGUACAGACUCGGAGAGGACUCGUCUGAGUAGUGUGAAAUUACCUUUAGUCCCUUGAAUUUAGUAGGAAUCCUUUAUGAACGUAGUAUUACUCUUUGUAGGAAUCAAAGGUAGGAAUAGUAAUUUUGAAAUGGUCACACAGGCAGUUUCGAUUUGACUUGUUUUGAUUUGAUCCAAAUAUAUAUUUAAAUCUUAAUUUUUAACGCAAUCGUUAUAGCAUAAUUAUCAAAAUAAUGAAUGGAUUUAUAGCUGUGCAUUGUGGUGCGGGCUAUCAUAGCGACUCUUUGAAGAAGGAAUACCAGAAAACGUGCUUUGUUGCCUGCAGAAAGGCAGUGGAAGCGCUCCGAGAAGGAGGCAAUGCUAUAGACGCUGUAGAAAAGGCUAUAAUAGAAUUAGAAAACAGCCCAUUGACAAAUGCCGGCUACGGUUCUAACCUUAGCUGGCAUGGUCAAGUUGAAUGUGAUGCAUCUAUUAUGAAUGGACAAACACUACAUUUUGGAGCUUGUGGUGCUGUGUCAAAUGUUUGGAAUCCUAUCAGCUUAGCAAAACAUCUGUGUGUUAAGCAAUGUGACAGUUUAUCUUUAGGACGUGUUCCACCGUGCAUACUCACAGGCAAUGGUGCACGUUCAUGGGCUGAAAGGAUGGGGCUAGAAAUAGUAGAUGACCGAAAAAUGGUCACAGCUCGAUCGUUUCGUAAUUACAAGCAUUGUAAAAGGAAGUUGAAGCGUUAUUCACUCCAGAAUGAUAUCAAAUUCAGCCCUCUAGAUACUGUGGGUGCUAUUUGUGUGGAUUCUAAUGGUGUUGUGGCAUCAGGAGCUAGCUCUGGUGGAGUUUCAUUAAAGCAUGAGGGAAGGGUUGGACAAGCGGCUUCAUUUGGCAGUGGCGUGUGGGCUGUGAUGAGCAGGGAUGGAGUGAAGCCCUCCAUAGCAGCGUGUACCUCAGGUUGUGGGGAACAUUUAAUCCGAACACAAUUAGCAAAGAACACAGCUGAGAGUUUACUAGAGACUUCACCAGUUCUGGGUUUGGAUAAAUGCUUUAAAGAAAAUUUCUUGGAAUCUCCAUUUUUGUGGGAUGUUCCUGAGAGACUAGGAGGCACAUUAGCAUUAAAAUUUGACCCUCAAGUUGGUGAAGGUGAACUAUUGUGGGGUCACACAACAAAAACUAUGUGUAUCGGAUAUAUGUCUACUGAAAAUGAUAGACCUAAGUGCAUAAUUUCUUAUCUUCCUCCAAAAGUGGAGCCUGGGCGUAAGGCAGUAGUGUCUGGUCAGCCAUUCAAAGUUCGAAUGCAGCAGUUCCCCAUGAUACAAUGGGAAAUCAAGACUGAUGUCAACGGAUCUCUUUGACUACUUAAGUGUAUCAUUUGUAUUAGUAAGUCUUUCCUCAUUAUGUAGUUAAUUUUUGCUAUAAGUAAUUAGAAAAUGUGUUAUGUAGUUAAAAUACUGCUUUUAGUCACUGAUUCUACAAUUUAGUGUACAAUAAAUAAUAAAGCACAUGUUCAUGCCAAA